Periophthalmus magnuspinnatus is the source of this 2324-nucleotide messenger RNA. Its product is annotated as nuclear factor 7, brain-like. The record is from RefSeq and is a predicted model, not a curated record. The transcript is spliced from 3 exons. The coding region runs from base 103 to 1485 and encodes 460 amino acids. NCBI's taxonomy places the organism in Eukaryota, Metazoa, Chordata, Actinopteri, Gobiiformes, Gobiidae. Gene Ontology annotation, molecular function: protein binding.
AACCAACGUCUGGUGACUCAGAGGGAACAGACGGCAUUUUUAUUCGCAAAGAUAACUGUUUACUUUUAGAUUCUUCUUUCAUCCAAACUAAAAGUGUGCGCCAUGGCUACUGCGACCUGUCAGCUGUCUGAGGACCAGUUCCUCUGCUCCAUCUGCCUGGACGUGUUCACAGAUCCUGUUACUUUACCCUGUGGUCACAACUUCUGCAAAACAUGCAUUCAUCAUCACUGGUCCAUUCAAGCCACGAGCCAAUGUCCUUAUUGCAAACAGGUUUUUAAUCCAAAACCGGAUUUAAAAAUCAAUAUUUUCAUUUCCGAGAUGGCUGGCCAGUUCAGACAAUCGAAACUAACUAACAGCUCACAGCGUCAAACUAAUCCAGAAGAAGUAUUCUGUGAUUUUUGUACCUAUCCUAAAUCUAGAGCCCUGAAGUCCUGUCAAGAAUGCCAGUCCUCCUUCUGUGAGUCCCACCUUGCGCCACAUCUGAUUAUAGACAAUCUACAAACACACACACUUGUCGACCCCCAAAGAAACCUGAAGUGUAUGGUUGAAGAAGGAACGACAUUAAGGAUGGAUGCUGAAAUUAAGGAAAUGAUUGUGAUGAGACAAGUCACCAUCCACCAACUGCGCCAAUUGAUGGAGCUCAACAACAAAGAAGCUAAUACAGAAAUGACAAACGCCGUCGAAACCUUCACCGCUCUGAAAGAUUGUGUGGCAAAAGAUCUAGACAACCUCAUACAAGACAUAACCAGGAAGAAGAAGACCACAGAAGACAAUGCAAAGAGCUAUAUUGAAGACUUAGAACAAGAGAUGACAGGGCUGAGAAAUGGUGCUAGAAUUGUCACAAGAGAUUGGGCAAACUUGAAUAUUCGUAAACCAACUUAUGAAGGGACAGCUGUGAGAGCCAUGGCGCAGUUAGAUCAGAAACUCAGCCAACAAAUGAGUAGGGCUUUUAUCUGUGAGUUACAAAGAGUCAAAAAAUAUAACGUUCACAUCAUGCUCGAUCCUGACAGAGUACAGCCCAAAUCAACCAAUCAAAGCAAUACAAAAGACAGCGAUAAAAAGCCAGAAUGUAAAUGUGUGCUCGCAAGUCAAAGCUUCUCCGCUGGUAAGUUUUACUUUGAGGUAGACGUAAGAAGCAGAUCCAAGUGGGUUUUGGGCUUGGCUAAGGAGCUCCAUGUUAGCAAGGAAGUUGCACUGAGCCCCCAAAAUGCAUACUGGACCAUAUGUAUGAGAAAUAAAAAAGAGUGCUAUGCAGGAUCCGAGCCUACAGUGCGACUGUCGCUAAAAUCCAGGCCAGAGAAAGUGGGAGUGUUUGUGGAUUACGAGGAAGGCUUGGUUUCCUUUUAUGACGCCAAUCAGGCAGAUCUAAUCUACACAUUCACAGGCUGUAAUUUCACUCACAAGGUCCACCCUUUCCUUAGUCCUUGUGAGAAUGAUGGCAUAAAGCUCCACACGCCGCCUGAUUCAUCUUGUGUACUUCAGUAGAGAAGUUAUACAGUAUCUGUGCCAUGCUUGUAAAAAAAAAUAUAUAUACCUAGAUACAGAGCAAUACUAAAUCGUGCUAACAGCUCAACAGCUCUAUCAAAUAAGACUUCCUGAAUAUAAAGUGAAUGUGAUAUAAACAUCCAGUUUUAUAAACAUCUAUUAAAACAAUUCAUAUUAUUGCCCAACCAAUAAAAAUGCAAUGGAUUAGAAUAAUUUCUAUGACGUAAAAGCUCCAACUCUGCUCUACUCCUUCACCAAUUUCACUUUCAAUAAGAAACGUAUCCAAUCUAGUCCCUGGAAACUACUCAGUGGCAAACUCUGCCUUAAUAGUCCUUUGUAGAAGCCUUUGUAUAGAUAUGUAAGUGUAAUAAUUUACACUUAAUAAUAAUACAAUUUAUUAUAGUGCGUUUCUAAGCAUUCAAAGCACUCUGCACAAGUGGUGAAAAAAUUAUAAAAGCAACGAACUUACACUACUUCAGGUCAUUGCAUUGUUUUAGUCAAACUCAAACUCAUUGUGUCAAUUACUCAGUUCAAGUCAAAACAUUAUUUUGAAUGGUGAAUAAAUGGUGGUCACAGAAUUACAGAAUUCUUCAAAUCAAACCCAUGCAUCUCUGUUGUGUAACCUUGUUCAAAAUAGAUUUACUUUCUGUCAUUUUUUCACAAUCAGAUGUCCAUUUUAUCUUGUUAUCUUGUAACUCACAGUAACAUAGAAAUGUGUGUGUGUGUCUAUAUAUAUAUAUAUAUAUAUAUAUAUAUAUAUAUAUAUAUAUAUAUAUAUAUACAAUUUUACAUCUGAUUGCAUUGUUGUUUAGGCUUUACAUCAAUAAAGCAUUAAAGGU